Molecule: messenger RNA, 1460 nt
Organism: Pyrus x bretschneideri (Chinese white pear)
Lineage: Eukaryota; Viridiplantae; Streptophyta; Magnoliopsida; Rosales; Rosaceae
Product: probable inactive poly [ADP-ribose] polymerase SRO5
Exons: 5
Coding region: 51-1142 (363 amino acids)
Molecular function (GO): NAD+ poly-ADP-ribosyltransferase activity
Source: RefSeq, a predicted model, not a curated record
CAGUAGGUUUUAAUUUAGUUGUUGUGAUUUUCUUCUGGGUUUUGAUUGCAAUGGAGUACAGAAAUGAUUAUCCAAAUCUUUCUUCUGGAAAUUCAUCGGAUUAUGAACGUAGCGACCAAUUCUCCGAUUCGGGAAAUUCAUCGGAAGACGACUCUGCCUCAGAGACCGUCCAGUCGUCGAUCUCCGACUCUGAAAGCGUCGCCGAUUCGGGUUCUUCGAGUUCCGGUAAUCAAUCUCGGCCGUUCGGUGAUGGGUUGGUCCCACUUUUCGACGGAGACAGAGUUCACGACCUCAUCAAGCAGCGGUUCCUUUCGAGUUUGGGAUUGCUUGGGGCUCAAGCAAGUGUGGUGGCCGUUCGCAGGAACUCCUACUCGAGCCUUGUGGGCCAAGCAAGGCUGCGUUCCUUUCAAAUUUACUUGAAAGCGGUGGAGGAGAAGUGCGGAGGAAAUCCCAACGUGAAGUACGCUUGGUACGCGCCUUCUUCGAAAGACGAGAUUUCGAAUAUCAUCUGCCAUGGUUUCGGCAACUUUGAGCAGCCUCAGAGAGAUGGGGUAUUCGGCAAUGGUGUUUAUCUUGCUUCUGAUGAUUCUCCUAUGCAAUGUGUGGAAAGCUUGAACGUUGACGAAGACGGUCUACGACAUCUCCUGCUCUGCCGUGUGAUACUGGGGAGGCCGGAGAUUGUGUGUCCCGGUUCUAAACAGCAUCAUCCGAGCUCCGAACAGUUCGAUUCCGGCAUCGACAGCAUCUUUGCUCCCAAGAAGUACAUAAUUUGGAGUACGCACAUGAACACUCACAUCCUACCGGAGUAUGUCAUCAGCUUCAGAGCUCCUAAUUGCUUGAAAGAAUUUCUGAAGGUUCAAGAACCAAUCAAGAAACCGACUUCGCCGUGGAUGCCGUUUCCGGCGCUAAUCAGCGUGCUUUCGAAGUUCUUGCCUCCACCUUCCAUUGCCAUGAUCAGCAAGCAUUACAAAGAUCACAGAGAGAAUGUGAUUACAAGGCAGCAACUAAUACAAAAAGUGAGACAAAUUGCUGGGGACAAGUUACUGGCUUCAAUUAUCAAAUCUUUCAGAGCCAAGCAAAUCAAAACAUUGCAAACUAAAGGGAUGCCCCAAGCGGAGGCAGCACUAAGAUGGACGGUGUAGAUUCACCAGUUUUCUUUCGAUGAUGACGAUGAUUAAGGAGUGAACAGAAGGGAUUAAUACGGUGCGGAUCAAAUUGACAUAAUAUACCCACAAGUGAGGGGAUCCAUCAGAGAUUCCUCAAGGGCUUGUCUGUAAUUUCAAUGAGUUUAGGGUUCUUACUUAAAGUCAAUAGUCCUUUAUACCUAAUGUUCUUCUCUCUUUUUUUUUUUCCUUUUUUUUUUUUUUUUCUAAUUUUCUGCUAAUCAUACAACGGAUCUUGUACUGGUUCGAAACUUCGAAUGGUAUUGUCCAGAAUUAAGGGCUGAGAUUUCAGGAUUA